Molecule: messenger RNA, 1547 nt
Organism: Cadophora gregata
Lineage: Eukaryota; Fungi; Ascomycota; Leotiomycetes; Helotiales; Ploettnerulaceae
Exons: 1
Coding region: 345-1187 (280 amino acids)
Source: RefSeq, a predicted model, not a curated record
GCAAAUAUACAACUUGGCCCUGGCUGGAGAGCCUCAGCGCUUAUAUAUUAGACAGGAACCAGUCUACUAUCUUAAAUCUUUGUGGUCUAGAUGGUGCGACACCAAAACCUUCCAAGUAUUUUGGUGGGGAUGCAGGUACCAGCCAUCACAUUUACGCGCACAACACCAGCCAUGCGCAAGAACACCAACCCCUCCCAAAUGCAAAUGCCAUCGGGUAACUGCGUAUAUCUAAACUGAAUCUCCAACCCCCGGUAAGGUUUCUUUCUUAUCAUAUUCGCUCACUCAUCAUAUCUGUGCAAGUAUCGCAUCACAUUUCCACUUCAAGCUUUUGUGCGACAGUCAACAUGCGUCUUAACACCUCAACCCCGACUCUCUUUGCAGUAUCAUCACUUUUUUGUUUUGGCUCAUCGCUACCAUUUCUUUCUCAAAGGGUUCCUGUUCUGGUACCAUUGGUGAGAAGGGCAACUUAUUCAGUUGUGCCUGUUGAUGGAGGGCCUGCUGCGACCGAUGCUGGAUCUCCGCAAGCGACUAUCGUCACGACCAUCAUUCAUACACCUGCGCCAGUUACGAUUGUUGAGACGGACAAUGUGACAUUGCCGCCUGUCACUGAUAUUGUUGUAUCAACGAAGAUCAUUGAGGGGCCAAAGACAACACAAAAUAUCGUUGUUACAAUCACACAAACAUCAGAUCCAACGACUGCUACAACCACAGCCACCGAAUACUCCAUCAUCGAUGUCAGCUCGCCCCCUGUCACCGUUGUAAUUCCAGUCCCAGCAUCUUCAAGUGCGCUAUCAACCACCUCGACAUCGGUGACUGUCUCCUCGGAAUCGUCAUCUACCAGCGUUGCAGCACUAUCCUCGAGCUCCAAACUCUCGUGCUCGAAAUCCUCCCCUACAACAUCAACUUCGACUUCCACUUCUAGCCUCGCCAUCUCACCAAGCACACCGAUCACAUCCGCUAAUUCGAGCAGUUCUGCUAUUACUUCGAGCGCAUCAUCUGCUCAAACUACCUCAGUCGAAACAUACUCGACUUCCAUUUCCUCUGUCGUGGUUUCCACAUCAACUCCAACUUAUGACGAUGGGCAAUGGCAUACAUACUACCCCACAUGGUCCAAUGCAACUGGGACACCCACAGGGCUGGCAUCUAGGCCAACUCUGAAAGCAAGCCUUGAUUCUGCUGGAGAGUGAGCUGCAAAUCACGGAAUUAUGGCAACAUUGAAGCAGAUUGUUUCUUGAAGCUGGUAACAAUAAAGGAGAGAAUACACACAACACAGCAAAACGGAGACGUCCAGGGGAGUAAGAAGUACCUGGAGAAGAGAAACAAACUAAGAAGUGAAAGAGAGAAGCCCUCAAAAGCUUUAGAUAUCUGGAUUCACGUCCAUAGCCUGGGGACUGUUUUGAUAGAAGAGGCUGGAUCGCACCAAGAGCUGGAAGCGCAUCCUUGUAGGUGUUGGGGCAUUGUAGACCCAAGAGAAAUGUACACAGUAGAUAACUAAUACAUAAUUAAACAAAAUCAAAAUAAAUCUAGCUCAUAAAUAUGUCACCGCG